This is a messenger RNA of Cottoperca gobio, 990 nucleotides long. Its product is annotated as odorant receptor 131-2-like. Lineage: Eukaryota; Metazoa; Chordata; Actinopteri; Perciformes; Bovichtidae. Bases 1 to 960 code for a protein of 319 amino acids. Gene Ontology annotation, molecular function: G protein-coupled receptor activity; odorant binding; olfactory receptor activity. The record is from RefSeq and is a predicted model, not a curated record. Gene Ontology annotation, biological process: G protein-coupled receptor signaling pathway; detection of chemical stimulus involved in sensory perception of smell. The transcript has a single exon. Gene Ontology annotation, cellular component: membrane.
AUGUUGUAUGCAAAUCAAUCUCUGACUAAUGUCACUGCUGAACAGCAGUAUCAGGGGUUACUGAAAAUAGUUUUAUUUUCCACUCUGACUACAGUGCCAUGCUGUGUGUUUCUCUUCAUUAAUGGAACCAUGUUAUUCACCUUGAGGAGUAAAACGGUGUUUCGUGAAACCUCCCGAUACAUUCUUCUGUUUAACCUCCUUUCAGCAGACACUGUACAGAUGGCACUGAGCCAGUUACUGUACCUGCUGGCUGCUUGUAGAGUAACGCUGACAUAUCCUGUGUGUGGUGUUCUUGCCAUGCUCGCCAAUCUCACAUCUGUAAUCUCUCCUCUCACGCUGGUGGUGAUGUCUCUGGAGAGAUAUGUAGCUGUGUGCUACCCACUGAGGCACUCUACCAUCAUUACCAUCAGAAACACAGCAGUGGCUAUCAUUGUGGUUUGGGCCUUCAGUUCACUAAAUAUCCUCGCACAAGUUAUUUUAAUGUUAGAUUUUCCAUUUAAAGACCUGGAGAGCCUGCAGAUGAAACGUUUUUGUGCUAAAGAAAACAUUCUGCUUGGCCCAAGGUCUGAUGAUUAUGACAAAGCCUACACUCUUGUGUUGUUUGUAUCAGCUAGUGUGGCAAUAAUUUCCUCUUAUAUUGGUGUGAUGAUAGCAGCCAGGUCAGCCUGCACAGACAAAGCUUCAGCUCGUAAGGCUCGUAACACCCUGCUGCUGCAUCUGGUGCAGCUGGGCCUCAGUCUGUCUGCAACUAUACACAACCCCUUGCUUAUCGCCAUCUCAAAAACUGCUAUGAGGAUAGUACUUGUGCGCAUCCGGUAUGUUUUUUACGUGUUUAUAAUCAUUCUCCCCAGAUGUCUGAGCGCUCUCAUCUAUGGCAUCAGAGAUCACACUAUCAGAUGCGUCCUUGUGUACCAUCUCUGCUGUCGACUGAAACUCUUAUCCUCUGACUGGCCUUCAUAAGUCUGAAUAUCCAGCUUUCGUAAUAGAACA